Molecule: messenger RNA, 384 nt
Organism: Cooperia oncophora
Lineage: Eukaryota; Metazoa; Nematoda; Chromadorea; Rhabditida; Trichostrongylidae
Source: the annotation of a GenBank genome assembly
AUGUGUUUUCUUCUCAAAUACAAUCUACUUUUCCAGAGCUACCUAGGAACUGAGAUGCAGUUCUCAGAACUCAUCAUGAAGUUAUGGACCGAUUUUGCGAAUACUGGUUCUCCUGCACCGUAUUGGCCAAAAUAUAAUAGGAUAGAGAGAAAGGCCUUAGUACUUGGCGAAGAGUCGAUCAGGGGUGAGCAUCGCGUUAUAACCGAUGUUCAUGGAACUCACUGCAGAUUGAUCGAGGAAGCUGAAACUGUGUCUGGUCAAGUAUCUGAGUGCCGAGCUCGUCGUACGCAACCAGCUGCUAUUCAAAGUGCCGAAAAUGGUGGUAACCGUCUUACUGCCACCGUAAUCGCUGUUAUAGUCGUUCUCGUUAAAGCGCUAAAUUGA